CGAGAUCUGACUCUGAGUCUCUACUCUAGUCGGUCCUCUUUGGAUACCACCCAAGUUUCUUCACAAUUUAUCUCCCGUCUUCUAUGAGCAUUUUUAUUCAUUUUCACAAUAUCGUACCUUGUCUGGUGAAAAAACACUUUGAAAUCAGUAAAACCUAAUGGGCCUUAACUCUGUUGUACGCAAUAUUCUACUUGGAAUACCAAUCGGAGUGACAUUUGUCAACACUGUAGGGUAUGUUGCGAGGGUGGAGGGAAUAUCAAUGCAACCAGCGUUGAAUCCAGAUGCCAAGGAAUAUGAUUACGUUUUCUUAAAUUGUUGGGCUGCCCAUAAUUACGAUAUAAAUUACGGUGAGAUUAUUUCAUUCAAGUCACCGAAGCAUCCGGACCAGAAGUUGAUUAAGCGAGUCAUUGGACUUGAGGGCGACGAGGUGGGAACCAUUGGAUAUAGAAGUCCAGUUCUCAGGGUACCUGAAGGUCAUUGUUGGGUAGAGGGCGAUAACACAGGACACUCAGUGGAUUCCAACACAUUCGGCCCACUGUCCCUCGGUCUUGUGAUAGCCAAGGCCACUCACAUUGUCUGGCCGCCGAGUCGAUGGCAGCAGUUACAUCCUUUGGUCCCUGAAGACAGGACACCUCUGAGAGUAUCCAAGCAGUCACAGCCAGCGUAG
Molecule: messenger RNA, 667 nt
Organism: Diachasmimorpha longicaudata
Lineage: Eukaryota; Metazoa; Arthropoda; Insecta; Hymenoptera; Braconidae
Product: mitochondrial inner membrane protease subunit 2
Exons: 3
Coding region: 158-667 (169 amino acids)
Cellular component (GO): membrane; mitochondrial inner membrane peptidase complex
Molecular function (GO): serine-type endopeptidase activity
Source: RefSeq, a predicted model, not a curated record